AUGCACAGGAUGUCUAAAGCCGUGUUCCUCUCAGCGUUACUCUUCCUAUCUACUGUAGUCGAGAGUCGACGAGUAAAAAUCGGCAGUCCUCCACGAGGNCCUCAUCAGGUGCCUGUUCAUGCGGUUCAUCCGAAUCAACCGGCUGGCUCUCGUCCUGGCCAACCCGGCGGAGGAUAUCAUCCGAAUCAACCAAUGGGUGGUGGUGUUCAUCCUGGUCACCAAGGAUAUGGCCAUCCUGGCGGGUUUAACACAGGAACGGGUCCUGGUUCACUCUCACGAGGAAGUCAAUUCAAGACGGCUUUAGCGGCCGGUGCAUUGGGUGCACUUGGCGGCGUUGUCACCUAUGAGCUCGGCAAGGCAAUCAUCCAUUCGGCCUCACAUCCAUUCCACAUCAACGAUCGCCCGUAUUACUUCGAUGAGAAGAACUAUAAGCAGACCAAUGGACAGUUUAUGUGCUCGAUGCCUCUCGACCAAUUGAUCAAGCAAACCGCUCAAGCGUCCACAACAACCGCUGCACCACCAUCAGCAGCAGUAUCUGAAGGAGUGGACAAUGAAACGGCUACCACACAAAGCCCAACACCAACAACGCCAUCACCAGAUCAGCUGCUAUCAAAUAUUCAAUACCAAGAUGGUUCGAAACCAAAAACAAUUGUUUGGAGUUGCAAAAGUGGUACAGAGGUUUGUUGUGGUACUGAUUGUUGUGCAGCACCUCCUCAGGUUUCUACAGGUGGUAACACCAACUCGGCAGGACAAUCAUCGGGAACUUCGUAUGCUGGUAUCGCAUUCGGGUGUGUUACAUUUCAGUUUAUCUUGAGUGAUUAUUCUUUCUCGGAUGGAUUCGAGAACCUAUGCAAUAGCUUUUUCAUACAGCAUGUGGCUUAUAGACCAGAGUUUCAGGUGUAUAGAGUAUACAAAUCCUUCAUCCUAAUCAAUUUUGGUAUUUNUCAACAACAAGGUUAUCCGAGUGCACAACCGGGUGUAGGCUAUGUCCCGUCAGGACAGGGCUAUAAUUAUCCAUCGCAAGCUGGAGGUGGUCCUCAGUCGUAUCCGGCAUAUCCUCACAACUACUGA
Anisakis simplex (herring worm) is the source of this 1071-nucleotide messenger RNA. NCBI's taxonomy places the organism in Eukaryota, Metazoa, Nematoda, Chromadorea, Rhabditida, Anisakidae. The record is from the annotation of a GenBank genome assembly.